GUGGGUCAGUGAACGCAGCAUCACGAGAACACUUUCACUUCCUCCCGCUGAACUUCUGCCAUCCCAGCGGAACCAGCGGGACCGAACCGAGCCCGGCGGGCGCUCGUGACUCACGCAGCUACGGUCAGCCGACACGAUACGGUUGGUUGUGACGCGGCAGCGUUUCACGGAAGCAGCUCCCCGGUAGCUAGGAGUCAGCGUAAAGUUUGUCUGACAGCAGCGCGUCUUCCGAUGUGACGGUUCUGUAAGCAUGGGUCAGGCAGAGGAAGUCAGAGUCUCCUGCCUGAACGCCUUGACCUACCACCGGGAGCUGCUGGUGUCCAUGCUCAGGAGCAUCCAGUGCCUCCUGGACAACCUGUUGGAACAAAGCUUCUUCUGUGAGGAAGACGUGGAGAUAGUUCAGCGUGCGGUCACCAAACCAAACCAGGUGCGCAAAAUCUUGGAGCUCGUCCAGUGCAAAGGGGAGGAAGCAUGUGACUACUUCCUUUACAUCAUUUAUAAAGUGUGUGAUGCUUACGUAGACCUCCAGCCAUGGCUGAAGGAGAUCAACUACAGCCCGAGCAGGCAUGUAGCCGCGCUGAGGGUGGACAACACAGACCCCAUCAGCAGGUACAGCGAGAAGCUGAGAGCUGAGAUGAGCCGAGACACCAGCUUCAUCAUGUCGUACGGGCAGCAGGACGAGACCCGGCUGGAGGACCUCUACACUCACACCGUGAUGGAACUGCUGAACGACUGCAAUGAAAGCCUUGGCUUCAUGGACAGUUUGGACCAAAUCCUGGGAGAGGACGGGGUGUUCAAUCCUCAGGGUGAAAUCUUCUAUGUGAUGGGGGACGCUGGCGUGGGGAAAUCCAUCCUUCUGCAGAAGCUCCAGAACCUCUGGUCUAAGAAGGAGCUGCAGACGGACGCCAUCUUCUUCUUCAAGUUUCGCUGCAGGAUGUUCAGCGUGCUGAAGGACACCGACCGGAUCUCUCUCAGGGACCUGCUGUUCAAGUACAGCUGCUACCCCGAUCACGAUCCUGAUAACGAAGUCUUCGAGUACAUCCUACGCUUCCCUGAAAAGGUUGUUUUUACUUUUGAUGGUUACGAUGAGAUCCAGGAGGAUCUGGAGCAGGUAAACGCUCCUGAAAUGGCUUCACCAGAAGAAAAGGCCACCUCCCUCCAGCUGCUCAACAGCUUGCUCUGUGGGAAACUACUCCAGGGCUCCAAGAAGGUGCUGACCACCCGAAUGGGAAUAGAGAUGCAAAGUCGGGUAAUCAGGAAGAAAGUGGUGCUGCGUGGGUUUUCCCCGGAUCACCUGAAGGCGUAUAUGAGCCUGCACUUUAAGGAGCAGGAGCACCGGGAGCUGGUGUCGGUGCAGCUGGAGGCCAGCCCCCACCUGUGCGGCCUGUGCUCCACUCCGCUCUUCUGCUGGAUUGUGUUCAAGAGCUUUACACACCUGCACACCGUGCACGAUGGUUUCCAUCUGCCGGACACCUGCGUCACGCUAACGGACAUCUUCCUGCUGCUGUCUGAGGUGUUCCUCAGCCGCUUGGCCUCCCCCACGCCUUCUCUGCUGAAGAAAAGCUCUCGCUGCACCUCGGAGACCUUCCAAGCAGGCCUCAGGCCUCUGGCAGCGUUUGCCAAGCUGGCCCUGCAGGGUUUGGAGAGGGGGAGUUUCCUGUGCAGCCUAGAGGAGAUCCGUGAGAGUGGUCUGACGGAGGAGGACAUGGCCCUGGGUUUCCUCAGACCUGCCAGUGACUGUGACUCCAGUGGAGGUUCUGCUACCCUUGAGUUCCUCCACAUCACCCUACAGGCGUUCCUGGCUGCACUAGCUCUGGUGUUGGAUGAGCACGCCCCAGCCAGGUCCAUCCUCAGGUUCUUCAUCGAGUGCAGCAGGAGAAAACCGUCCUGUCUGCCGUUCACCCUCUGCAACGGCAGCUCUGUGAGUCUCGGCCAAAGGAAACCAUUUGAGAAGAACGAGCACCUCCAGUUCGUGAAUCUGUUUGUGUGUGGGCUGCUGUCGAAGGCUCUCGUGGGUCUGAUGGGCCAUCUGGUGUCUCCCGCCGUGUUAAAGAAGAAACGAGCCUUGUUGAAGUCUUACCUGUCCACUAGUGUCAAGUCUCACCUGCAGGGCUUGCCCACCUUUGAGGGAAACGAGGGCAAGAAGGUUCAUGUUUUGCCAAACUUCCUGUGGAUAAUCAGGUGCAUCUACGAGACGGGCAGCGAGCACAUCGCCCGGACGACGGCUAAAGGCAUCACAGCCAGCUUCAUUAAGCUGGGCUACUGCAACGUGUACUCGGGGGACUGCACCGCCAUAAACUUUGUUCUGCAGCACCGCCAGAAGCUGCUGGGCCUGGACAUGGACAACAACAACAUCGGUGACUACGGUGUCAAUCAGCUCCGGCCAUCCAUUAGCAAGAUGACCGUAGUCCGCAACUCUCCUGGAUCCAGAUUGUGUGUGAACAACCUGUCAGACCGCAGCGUGGAGGUGCUGGCAGAGGAGCUGUGCAGGCACAGGGUCAUCAGGGUCCUGGGGCUCUACAACAACAACAUCAGUGACACUGGAGCUCAGCUGGUCGCUCGCGUCAUUGAAGAGUGUCCCAGACUGGAGGUCCUCAAGAUUGGUAAAAACAAAAUCACGAGUGUUGGUGGGCGGUGCCUGGCUGCAGCCGUGCAGAAGAGCACCUCCAUAUUUGACGUGGGGAUGUGGGGAAACAGCAUUGGUGAUGAGGGCGCUGAAGCAUUCGCUGAAGCUCUGAAGAACCACCCGAGGCUCACCAACCUCAGCCUGUCGGCCAACGGCAUCACCUCCAGAGGGGGAGCGUGUCUGGCAGAAGCGCUGCUGCAGAACGGCGUCCUGAGGAUAUUCUGGCUGGUGCAGAACGAGCUGUGUGAUGAAGCAGCUCCACGCCUGGCUGAGCUGGUGCGAGCAGACACCGGCCUAAGCCACCUGUGGUUAAUCAGCAACAGGCUGACGGCAGCAGGGCUCCAGCACUUAGCCGAAGCUCUGGCCGUCAACACCAAACUCAAGGAGAUCUGUGUGAAGGGCAACCUGGUGUCUGAGGAGGAGGAGAAGCUGUUCCUCACAGAGAACCGUCUGCGCUUCCACUGACCCGCGUGUUCCUGCUGGUGGGCUGGAAACAGGAAGUGGAAACCACACAUGCGGGACUUCCCCAAAGCGUUUCUGUGAAGCUGUUGCAUGUUCUAGACGCUGCCGGGUCUCCAGGAGGAUGUGGGUCAUCAGCAGCUGACGUUGUGAUCGUCGUCCUGGAGAAUAAAUCUGUCUGCUGCA
Nothobranchius furzeri (turquoise killifish) is the source of this 3271-nucleotide messenger RNA. RefSeq names its product nucleotide-binding oligomerization domain containing 1 (gene nod1). Gene Ontology annotation, molecular function: protein binding. NCBI's taxonomy places the organism in Eukaryota, Metazoa, Chordata, Actinopteri, Cyprinodontiformes, Nothobranchiidae. Gene Ontology annotation, biological process: regulation of apoptotic process. The record is from RefSeq and is a predicted model, not a curated record.